This is a messenger RNA of Eptesicus fuscus (big brown bat), 1625 nucleotides long. It is a transcript of the gene MINDY4B, whose product is annotated as MINDY family member 4B. The record is from RefSeq and is a predicted model, not a curated record. Bases 1 to 1374 code for a protein of 457 amino acids. Lineage: Eukaryota; Metazoa; Chordata; Mammalia; Chiroptera; Vespertilionidae. Gene Ontology annotation, biological process: protein K48-linked deubiquitination. The transcript has 13 exons. Gene Ontology annotation, molecular function: K48-linked deubiquitinase activity; cysteine-type deubiquitinase activity.
AUGUACCCUGAACUAUUCAACCAAGACAGAAAAGACAACAACACUUUCUGGUUGGGAACCAAUAAUACAGCUUCUCAGAAUCAUGAAGGCAGCCAUGUGUCUGCUGAUAAGAGUGAAGAUGGAUCAGGAACACCUCAGCCCAAAAGACAAGGACUCUUGCCAUCAAGUGGCCCUUGUUCUACUCCCAAGCCCUCUAUCAUCUCUUCAAAAUCGAACAGCUUUCCUAUCUCCCUAGCAAUGGCCACGAAGCUGCGGCAGAGCCUCUUUGGAAAUACGGUCUAUGUCUUCAGCUGUGACUGGAAAAAGGCCUGUUUCAGGUUCCAUGAUCCUUUUUCUGACCUGGCUUUUGCUUUGGAAGUGGGAAAGGGAGGUGCCCAAAGCAUUCAGAUGGCCGUACAAGGAUUGAUCAUCAAGUACUUGCUGUUUACAAGGGAGGAGAAAGACUGUAACUUCCACAGUCUAUGUGCAAUCAGCAAGCAAGAGCAGAAGCAGGCCCUGGCUGCGGCUCUCGCUGGUACCCUGUGGGCGGCAGGAGACGCUCAGAAGGCCACCAUCUGUCUUGUCACUGAGGACACUCAAGUCACCUUGACUCCUGACUAUGCUGGGGACAAUUUCACUGAGAGGCUCCAGCUGUUUGAAGUUUUGGAGAAAGAGGCCGCUGAGAAAUUCAUCUAUGAUCAUUUACAAUGUGUAUACAUAGCUGCAUUGCUUGGAGGCAAAUGUGCUUUUCCCUUGCUUUCCAAACAGUUCAGUGGGGAAGGAAGCCACGGUGUCAUCCUGUUUCUUUACAGCCUGAUCUUCUCCAGAACAUUUGAAAGGCUUCAGAAGGACCUGGAUGUCUCCACCAUUCAUCUGCUACAACCAAAUGCUGGAGGCUUCCUAUGCAGGCAGGCAGUUUUGAACAUGGUUUUAACGGGAAGAGCGAGUCCACAUGUCUUUAAUGGCUGUCAAAAUGGGACGUCUCAAGAAAUACUACACGGAGUCCCGGCACGCAGUGACAUUGGCUAUUUGCAGUGGGGGAAGCACACCUCAGAGGAUGGGCUUUCCCAGGUGGGCAGCAUGCUGAAGACUCCCAAAGUGCCCAUUUGGCUGUGCAACAUCAAUGGAAGCUGCAGUGUCCUUUUUAGCACCAACAGGCAGCUCCUCGCAGACUGGAAAGCCGAGCGGCGGUUUGAUCUGCACUUGUAUGGUGGGCAGCCCUCCCAGAAAAAGCCGGCCCGUCUUACCGUGGAUACUCACUCCCAUCACUGGGAAAGUGACCAACCCGAGGAGGAACAUGGACCAGGAAGACGGUGUUCUCCAGUGGAGAUGGCGAUCAGAACCAAGUGGAGAGAAGCCACCAUUAACUGGAAUGGAACUGUUCCCUUUUUCUAAAGAGAAAGCCAGGAUGUGCGAUGAAGUGUCAGAAUGAUGGGUACAAAGAUUAAUUUGGGGGGAGAUCAUUUCACAUCUACAUCGCCCACAGAAAACCCCCAUUGUAUUUUGGGGCACUGUGUGUUAAGCCCUCUGCAGCUGUAGGAGAAACAUGGGCCCUUACUGCAGGGCCUGGGAGCUGCAUCCUCUAUAUACAUGUAGACUACUUCUUUUAUUUUAUUCAAAAGAGAAAAUGAAGUCUCUUUCCUGCA